Pungitius pungitius (ninespine stickleback) is the source of this 3862-nucleotide messenger RNA. RefSeq lists its product as uncharacterized. The record is from RefSeq and is a predicted model, not a curated record. NCBI's taxonomy places the organism in Eukaryota, Metazoa, Chordata, Actinopteri, Perciformes, Gasterosteidae. Gene Ontology annotation, molecular function: GTP binding. The coding region runs from base 682 to 3720 and encodes 1012 amino acids. The transcript is spliced from 6 exons.
UGCAGUACGGGAGAAGACCCCGCGGACUUUUAGACAUCGCUAAGGAAGCCUGGGAGAGUCAGCCUUCACCCCAUCGCACCAUCAUCGAGCACGUGGACCAAAUGAGGACCCGGAUGGCCCAAGUCUGGCCAGUAGUGAGGGAACACCUGCAACAGGCACAGCAGGCCCAAGCCAGAGUGUACAAUCGGGGUGCCCAGGUACGUGCCUUCCAACCAGGAGAACGUGUUCUUGUGUUGGUCCCCAGCGCAGACUGCAAGUUCCUGGCUAAGUGGCAGGGACCCUAUGAGGUGGUGACACGGGUCAAUGAAGCCAACUAUCAGGUACGUCAGCCUGGCCGGCGCAGGCCCCUACAACUCUACCAUGUUAACCUUCUUAAAAAAUGGCAGAGUCUUCCAGGACCGCCGGCGCAACCCACCCCGGCCCUUACCGCUCGGAUUCCGUUACCGAAUGUGCCCAUGGGAGACCAUCUCAGCCCGAGUCAGCUGCAAGACCUACGUGAGGUAGUGUGGCAGCACCUGGAUGUCUUCUCCGACCUGCCGGGCAGGACCGCCGUGGCCACCCAUGACAUAAGGACCGAGCCAGGAGUAACGGUUCGGGUGAAGCCGUAUCGUGUCCCCGAGGCGAGGAGAGAGGCCAUCAGGCAGGAGACUCAAUGACGCCUCCCAGUUCGAUGCCUAUCCUAUGCCCAGGGUGGAUGAACUGAUAGACCGGCUGGGAACGGCCCGUUUCAUCUCCACCUUGGACCUCACCAAAGGCUACUGGCAGGUGCCGCUGACAACUCGGGCCAGAGAGAAGACGGCCUUCGCCACCCCCGAAGGCCUAUAUCAGUACACCGUGUUGCCCUUUGGUGUCCAUGGAGCCCCCGCCACAUUCCAGCGGUUAAUGGACAAGAUUCUCCGGCCGCACCAAGGGUAUGCCGCAGCCUAUAUCGAUGACAUUGUAAUUCACAGCGACGACUGGGAGACUCACCUGAGCCGACUGAGAGCUGUUCUGGGGGCCCUUCGCGGGGCAGGCCUCACGGCAAACCCAAAGAAGUGCCGGCUGGGCCUAGAGGAAGCUUCUUACCUGGGCUACCGCAUAGGACGGGGCAACGUGCGACCCCAGGAUGCCAAGGUAGAGUCCAUUCUCAGCUGGCCAAGACCCAAGACCAAGCGCCAGGUCAAAUCAUUCCUAGGUUUGGUGGGGUAUUACCAGAGGUUCAUUCCCCGCUACGCAACUAUGGCAGCCCCCUUGCAUGACCUGACGAGAAAACGGGGGCCGGACAAGGUCAAAUGGAACACCGAAGCUAACGGGGCCUUUGAGUGCCUACGACAGGCUUUGUGCACCAAACCGGUGCUAGUAACGCCUGCCUUCUCUCUCCCAUUCCUAGUCCACACAGAUGCGUCGGAAGUGGGACUGGGCGCAGUACUAUCUCAGGUACGAGACGGAGAGGAGCACCCGGUGAUGUAUAUCAGCCGAAAGUUUCUGCCAAACGAACGCGCUUACUCUACUGUGGAGAAGGAGGCGCUCGCCAUAAAAUGGGCACUGGACAAGCUUCGCUACUACCUCCUGGGGCGGAGUUUCACCCUGGUGACCGACCAUGCCCCCCUGAAAUGGAUGGCGCAGGCAAAGGACUCCAACGCCAGGGUCACCCGCUGGUUCCUGACCCUCCAGGACUAUAAAUUCACGGUGGAGCACCGACCAGGGAAGGAACAUGCUAACGCGGAUGCACUGUCCCGGCGGGACGUUUGUAUGUGGGCGGGACGGCGGGGUCCCGGCUUUCUGCUGGGGUGGGGGAGUUGUGGCAACCCACGGGUGCAGGUCCCUAGGAGCACCAAUCAGCACCAAGGUCAGGUGCUGGAGUUGGCCGCCCACCUCCACGCCACCUACGACCCCCACGUCCUGGACCUGGGCCGCAGCGCAAAGAUCUCCGCGCUGGGUCGCAGUGACACCGUCCAUGACGCCGGUCUCCACCCGAACCGGCCCCAAGACACCAGGUUCGAAGCUACCCCAAUUCCAAACGAAUGGAGGAUUGUUCUAGUCGGGAAGACCGGAGUGGGAAAGAGCGCAGCAGGAAACACCCUCCUGGGGAGGGAAGCAUUUGAGUCUGAGAUGUCGCCAUCUUCCUUAACGUCUGAAUGCCAAAAGGCCAAGGGUGUUGUUGGAGGUCAAACGGUUGCCGUCAUCGACACCCCGGGGCUGUUUGACACCAAUUUUCCCCAAGAAGAAGUGUUGAAGAAGAUCAAGAUGUGCAUAUCUCUCUCUGCUCCUGGUCCCCACGCCUUCCUGGUGGUUCUCGAUCUGAACAGGUUUACCCAGGAGGAGCAGGUCACCGUCAGGAUGAUUCAGACCACUUUUGGGGAAGAUGCGGCUAACUACACCAUGUUGUUGUUCACACAUGGCGACCAGCUGGGGAGCCAAACCAUUGAGGACUUUAUUUCCGAGAGUCCUGAACUACUAGCCAUCAUUCAGCAGUGCAACAAUCGCUACCACGUCUUUAACAACGAAAUCAAAGACCAUGAACAAACCAGUCAGCUCUUGGACAAAAUUGCCAAGAUGACUAUGGCAAACGAAGGAACACACUACACCAACGAAAUGUUCACCAGAGCAGAGGAAGCCAUAGAAAAGGAGAAACAGCGACUCCUGAAGGAAAUGGAGACGAAGAGGAAGAUGGAGCUGGAGGAACUGAGAUCUCGAUAUCAGGAAAGGGACUACCGCAGGGAGAUGAAGCGGGUGAAUAGACAAUAUGACCAAGCCAGAUCUCAAGCCAGAUCUCAAGCGGAAAAAUCCAAUGACUUUGUCACUGCUCCGGCAAUAGCUGUGGCAACAGCCUGUGGUGCUGCUGUCGGAGGUGUGAUUGGGAUUUCAGGAGGUCCAAUCGGGGUCGUAGUUGGAAUCGCAGCUGGAGCAGCUGUUGGAGCUGCCAUUGGUGUGGGGUCAAUCAAAGUGUCAGAGCGCUGCCAUGUGCAAUAUAAUGUGGUCAAUGCAGGAUCACAGACGCGAGGUAAUGAACUCCGAAUCGUCCUGCUGGGGAAGACAGGAGCAGGGAAGAGCGCCGCAGGAAACAUCAUCCUGGGGAGGGAGGCCUUCGAGCCCCAACGCUCUUCCUCCUCCUGGACACUCCAAUGCAAGCGAGCUGAGGGAGAGGUUGGAGAUCGAAAGGUCACCGUCAUUGACACCCCAGGGCUGUUUGACACCAAGAUAUCCCAAGAAGUAGUGGUGAACAGGAUCAAGGUGUGCAUCCCGCUAUCUGCUCCUGGUCCCCACGCCUUCUUGGUGGUUCUGAAGCUGGGCAGGUUCACCCAGGAGGAGCAGGAGACUGUCAGGAUGAUUCACACCAUUUUUGGUGAGGAGGCGGCUAAAUACUCACUGGUGCUGUUCACGCAUGGAGACUAUCUAAAGACGCAGACCAUCAAAGACUUUAUAUCAAAGAGCAAGGAACUCCAGGAGGUCAUCGCCUUGUGCCACGGGAGAUAUGACGUCUUCAGCAGCCAAGUGAACCCCCAGGUGCAGUCCCACCAGCUGCUCGAGAAAGUUGUCAGAAUGAUGCAGAUGAAUGACGGAGGCCACUACACCAUAAAGUUUCUCAACGAAGCAAACAAGGCCUCAAUAAAGGAGCAAGACAGACUUUUUCAGGAGCUCAUAGCAGAAGAGAGGCAGAGGAAGAGGACCCUGGAAGCUGAAGUUGAGAAAGAAUUUACAGCAAAGUCAAAGAAACGAAGAAAGUGUGUUUUGCUGUAGACAUGGUGCUCUGCUGUUGACACGGUAUUCUGGCCACCCACAAGCAGCUCACAGAGCCGCUGGGGAAGCUUCAGUCUCACCACGUCUUUGUAGUCAUCUAGUGAAGCCGCAAACACAUUCAUGUGUUCACACUGGGUUUUGU